Rubroshorea leprosula is the source of this 1372-nucleotide messenger RNA. NCBI's taxonomy places the organism in Eukaryota, Viridiplantae, Streptophyta, Magnoliopsida, Malvales, Dipterocarpaceae. The record is from the annotation of a GenBank genome assembly.
AAUCAUCACGUUCCUUCUUCCUAGCCCACACCAACAACUCCGUGUUUCGGAUCCCAGAUUAGUUCAUUAAUUUUCCGAGUUUCAUCACUCAGUUUCAGAAUUCAUUCAGAGACGACGAUAUUCAGAGAUCCCUCCAAAUUUUCUCUAUUUUCUUCUCAAAACUCAGAUCCCUUCAGUACCAUUGUGAAUGGUGGAAGCAAUUGACAGUAGUAGUAAUUUCAUGCUCCCCCUUUGCGAAUCAAGGGUGAGCGCUGUUCUUACGGUGCCUGUAGCCUCCGGUUUCUCCUUCGGUUCUUGCAAAAAGGGCUGGUACUACCGCUGCCUCGGCGUCGACCCAUAAAGAGGCAUACCAAUCUCCCCCACCGCCGAUAACCCCAUUUCUUUUUCUUCCAUUGUUCGUCGUUUGAAUCCCAAAAAAAUCCAAUCUUUCACCUUCCUUGUUGACGUCAUUCGAUUUUGUUGUUUGUUGGUGUUGUUCCUUCGAUUCGAGUUUGAUUCCUUCUGCAGGACGAAGAUGUUGCUCUACAAGCAGAAGAAGACUCAGCCCGCCAAGGGCAACAGGAUGUUGAUUACAAUCACUGUGUUGGGUAGCGCAGGUCCCAUCCGAUUCCUGGUGAACGAGGAAGACCUUGUUGCCGCCGUCAUCGAUACCGCUUUGAAGUCCUAUGCUCGUGAGGGUCGGCUCCCCGUUCUCGGCACUAAUCUCAAUGAUUUCCUGCUGUACGUCCCCUAUGGUAGAUCUGAUGCUCUGAGUCCAUGGGAGACAAUUGGAUCGCAGGGGACUAGGAAUUUCAUGCUGUGCAAGAGGCCACAGACAGAGAAGAUGGUAGUUGAUGAAAAAUCGAACUUAGCAAUUACUCGGAAGGGAGGUGGGAGUUGGAAGGCGUGGAUUAACAAAUCCUUUAGUCUUAAGAUUUCUUCCCAUUAAUUAACAUAUAGAUAUCUAGUUCAAGCUUUAGUCUUCUUGUUGGUUAUGGUUUGUAGCCAUCAUGGAUGAUGGUCUUUCUUUUCAUUUAUGCUCUUGAAACCUGAAUGUUCUCAAGAAUAAAUUUUUACUGUUAUAUGAAGUUUUUGCUUUGAAAUAAGGAAAUACUGUUUCUUUAUUGUGUUUGGCAAAAGUUGUAUUGGUAUUGUGGUUGUGGAGGCUUGAUUGGUGUCGGAUGCAACUGGGAGAGGAAUCUACUGGGGAACGUAGGAGUCUAACUUAGUACGGAUUUGUUAGGGAACUGAAAUUUUGUACAUGUUUAGUAUUCUACUGAUUACCGGAUCUAUUGGCUUCAAUUCUGUUUAUGUGACUUUAGAGUUUGAGAGGAACCUAAAAUGUGGGACUCGAGAGAAUAUUGCUUCCUGGUAAUGAAUUCAGUGUCUUCUG